AAGGCAGAAGAAGAAACACUACAUUGUUCUUUGGUCCUCCGCUCUCAACCGUCUACUUCCGGCGAAUCUCAUACUCUGUGCGCUAAUGGCGAAUAUAGUUUUAAUGCUACUGCUUUUGCAUCGUCUCAUUUUUUCUUCAAUCGCUCAAGAAACCUUUGACGUUCGUCAACACCUGUCUACCGUAACAAGAUACGAGGUCUCAAAAGGCAUCAAAGAAAACGCUUUUGAUUCUUCGAAAAUUCCUGACCAAUGUUCGCCGAUCCACCUAAAUCUUGUGGCAAGACAUGGAACACGUGCACCUACGAAGAAAAGAAUGAGAGACUUGGAAAUUUUAUCCGUUCAGUUAAAAUCCCUUAUGCAAAAUGCAAAAGAAAAAGGUUACUCUUUGGAGAAACUUCCUUCCUGGUUAACGGGAUGGAGUUCACCUUGGAAGGGGAAAACCAAAGGUGGAGAAUUAAUAAUGCACGGAGAAGAUGAAAUGUAUAAUCUUGGAAUCCGAAUCAGGGAACGGUUUCAGGAACUGUUUAGUGAUGAUUAUCACCCAGACGUAUAUCAGAUAAGGGCAACCCAGAUUCCACGGGCGUCAGCUAGUGCUGUAGCGUUUGGCAUGGGGAUGUUUAGUGGGAGAGGAAAAAUUGGAGCGGGAAAUCAUCGAGCUUUUGCGGUUUUGAGUGAAAGUCGUGCAAGUGAUAUAAUGUUGAGGUUUCAUGAUUGUUGCCAGAACUAUAAGGUUCAUAGGAAACAACAGGAACCUGCUGUUUUCAAGCUUAAAGAACCUGUAUUAGAUGAAAUUACCCGUUCAUUAGCAGCACGUUAUGAACUUAAUUUCACAAUAAAGGAUACUUCCACACUUUGGUUUUUAUGCAAGCAGGAAGCAUCUUUGCUGGACAUAACUAAUCAAGCUUGUGGCCUUUUCAGUAACGAUGAGGUAAAUUUGUUAGAAUGGACGGAUGAUCUGGAGAUGUUCAUAUUAAAGGGCUACGGUAAAUCACUAAAUUAUCGAAUGGGAGUGCCGUUGCUGGAAGAUGUCAUUUCGUCUAUGGAGGCCGCCAUUAAAGCGAAAGAAGAAGGAUACGCAUCCGGCAGUUAUGAGAAGGCGAGGUUACGGUUUGCUCAUGCAGAGACAUUAGUCCCCUUUUCAUGUUUAAUCGGGCUCUUUCUUGACGGAUCUGAGUUUGACCAAAUACAAAAAGAAAAGCCCUUGGAAUAUCCCCUAAAACCCCCACAGAAAAGAACAUGGAGGGGCAGCACGGUGGCUCCUUUUGCGGGAAAUAAUGCUUUAGUUUUAUAUAGCUGUCCGGAAAAUAACACAAGCAAAUACUUUUUGCAAGUAUUACACAAUGAGCAACCAAUCCCAAUGGCUGGAUGUGGGGGUACUGAUUUCUGUCCAUUCCAAAUAUUUAAGGAAAAAAUAGCAGCUGCACACUUGAAGCACAGCUACGAUUACCUAUGUAAUGCCAGCAUGGAAAAACAGCCAGGAAGUAAGUCGUUUGUGAGCCAAUUAUUUGAAAUGCUGAGUUGGAUUUUAUCGGGAAAGAACAAGGAUAAGGCGUCUCCAAAAGUAGAGCUGUAAACAGACCAAUUCACCGGUUUUAGCCUCGAAAACCAGCGUGUCGUUUUGUGGACCCGUAUGCCUCCGGAAUGAGUAUAGUUUUCUUUUGUUUGUUCACCUCGGGGUAAUCGUAAUCUAAUCGAAAAGAUCUUUGAUUGUAGGAUAGACGAAUAAUUUGAUUCAUGUUUUAUAUCAACAAAAUGUUUUCAUAUGUUGUAGUUAUACCUGAUCCGUUUCGCAUUUUAACACGAACCCAUUUGGACAACAAUAUAAUUGAGAACAAAUUUUGACAA
Helianthus annuus (common sunflower) is the source of this 1845-nucleotide messenger RNA. Its product is annotated as multiple inositol polyphosphate phosphatase 1. The transcript has 11 exons. Gene Ontology annotation, molecular function: inositol phosphate phosphatase activity; acid phosphatase activity. Bases 86 to 1573 code for a protein of 495 amino acids. NCBI's taxonomy places the organism in Eukaryota, Viridiplantae, Streptophyta, Magnoliopsida, Asterales, Asteraceae. The record is from RefSeq and is a predicted model, not a curated record.